Molecule: messenger RNA, 378 nt
Organism: Chaetomium globosum CBS 148.51
Lineage: Eukaryota; Fungi; Ascomycota; Sordariomycetes; Sordariales; Chaetomiaceae
Exons: 2
Coding region: 1-378 (125 amino acids)
Source: RefSeq, a predicted model, not a curated record
AUGGAUAACGAACCUCUCGCCAUGUUGCCCCAGCUUCUCCAAGCCCAGCGAGACUUCUUCGUCUCUCAGUCGGUCUUGGUCAACAUGCUCAUCGACGAUCGGAACGAGAAGCAUAACAUCAUCAAAUCCAUCAAAAGGCUUAGGUAUAAGCUCGACGACUACAUCCUCAUGGAUGUUCCGGAACCCAUCGACGAAGCCGACAAGCAAAAGUGGGAGAAGGACAGAGUGGAUGUGGAUUUCUACAUUCAGCAUUCCGUUCCCGACUACGGGGUCUGGACGGCUUUGAAGGAUACGGGCUGGGACAUUACCGCCCGGGAUCCAAAGGCUACUCUCGACAAGUUGACUGAGUAUUUCUUCACCCUUGGUCAUGAGCGUUAA